CCGCCCCCAGCCCCACGUCGGUGCCACCCGCGGAGAUGAAAUGUGAGCCCGGGUGGCCCAGGACGCCGCCGGAGCGGCUGCCUCGCCUGCCGCCUGAGCUCCGCGGGCAGAGACAAAGAGACCUCGGCCCCAGCGCAGCCCCGCGCGCCACGGCCGGGUUCCCCUCGAAGACGCUCAGGGCAAUGGCCCGGUCCCCGCGCGACCCCCCUCUCGGGAGCGCUGCCCUCUCCCUCUGACCGCGCUCCGGCUCCUCCGCGGCCCGGGCUCUCCCUUCUCCCCGCCCCAUCAGCCCUCUCUCCAGUCUGUGCGUCUGUCCGUCUGUCCUGGCGCGCAACCUCCGGCCACCGGCUUGGAUGGACGCGCUGAGGCUGCCCGGGGGUCCAGGAAUCUUGCUUCCGAAGCUGGUCCUGCUCUUUGUCUACGCAGAGGAUUGCCUUGCUCAGUGUGGCAAAGACUGCAGAUCUUACUGCUGCGAUGGGGCCACGCCCUACUGUUGUUCCUACUACGCCUAUAUUGGGAAUAUCCUCUCGGGCACCGCAAUUGCUGGCAUCGUGUUUGGAAUUGUAUUCAUCAUGGGGGUCAUUGCGGGGAUUGCCAUAUGUAUCUGCAUGUGCAUGAAAAACAACCGUGGGACCCGGGUGGGCGUCAUCAGGACCACCCACAUCAAUGCCAUCUCCUCCUAUCCUGUGGCACCACCACCCUAUAGUUAUGACCAUGAGAUGGAAUACUGUGCCGACUUGCCGCCUCCCUACUCUCCGACCCCACAGGCUUCCGCGCAGCGUUCUCCACCCCCUCCUUAUCCUGGAAAUUCAAGAAAACAGUCCUUUUCCCAGAACAGAAUAUGUGCCAAUCAGAGAUCUUGCUUGGAAUAAAAGGCUUGCUCUAAGGAAUACAUUUUUGGGUGAAACAAUAUGUCGAGUGGAAUGUCCAGGCUAAGAAACACUGAGUUUUUAUCCUUCUCUGAGCUGACCCCAUCUGACGUACUGUUCGAUUUGAUGGUAUCAUAUUUGAAGAGAUGUACCGGUCAAUGUAAGCACAUUCAGAGAAGAGUAACAAGACAGACAAAACAUCUGAAAAUCAUGUUGCUUAAGGAAAUUGCAAUACUGAUCCUGGAAAAGAGAAGAAUUAGGAAAGACAGGAGGACAGCCUGGACUACCUAAGGAGACAACUAUAUUCUGCGUUGCUUUAAAAGUUGGAACAAGAAUUAUUCAUUCUUUCCUUCAUCAAUAAAUACUAUUCAAGUGCCUAAGAGCUCACUCUGUGUCUUCCACUGUUUGUGAAGCACUGGAUGGAAGCUACAGGAACUUUGGUUUCUGGAUGAGAACAAGGAACUUUGGUUUCAGUAUAAGAAAGAGGAGUUGGAGCUUCCUUAUUCACUAGAUUGUUUUUUGAAGUUCUCUAUUACCAAGACUUCAAACAGAAUCUGUCUAUCUGAUAGAGACAUGCUCUAGAAAGGACAGCUAAAUCAAAUGGUAGAUGGAUCCACUGGGCCCCAAACAUUCUGUUCAUGUUUUAGGUAAGUGUGAAGUAAGUCUCUAUGCCUCCAAGAAUUAAAACAACUGGAAGAGUUGAAUCUUCUCUAUUUAGUUUGACAGCUAAAACAAGAUCAAAGGGACUCAACAGCUGCUUAAAGCCAAGUGCUAGCUACUGCUAUCUAAAAAUCAUGUGACUUUAAGUAGUGUUUUAUUAUGACAAACGUUCCCCCCCCGCGGGGGGGGGGCCCGUAUUGAGUUCCACAAGCAACAAAUACUUCUCUUCAGAUUAAGAGAUUAGAAGCCAAAUAUUCCCAUGGGAUUUUACAUCAAGGAGUAGACUCGUAGAACUUGACAAAAAAGAUAUACAACAAUUUACA
This is a messenger RNA of Herpailurus yagouaroundi (jaguarundi), 1852 nucleotides long. RefSeq names its product cysteine and tyrosine rich 1 (gene CYYR1). The coding region runs from base 354 to 872 and encodes 172 amino acids. The transcript is spliced from 4 exons. The record is from RefSeq and is a predicted model, not a curated record. NCBI's taxonomy places the organism in Eukaryota, Metazoa, Chordata, Mammalia, Carnivora, Felidae.